Lathyrus oleraceus (garden pea) is the source of this 2213-nucleotide messenger RNA. RefSeq names its product zinc finger protein JACKDAW. The transcript has 4 exons. The record is from RefSeq and is a predicted model, not a curated record. The coding region runs from base 373 to 1854 and encodes 493 amino acids. NCBI's taxonomy places the organism in Eukaryota, Viridiplantae, Streptophyta, Magnoliopsida, Fabales, Fabaceae. Gene Ontology annotation, cellular component: nucleus. Gene Ontology annotation, molecular function: DNA-binding transcription factor activity.
UUGAAGAUACAAGCAAAUAAUAAGAUGAGAAAUAGACUACUCUAAAUAACAAGAGAGAGAAAGCCAAGAGAGAGAGAGAGAAUGAAUAGUAGUGUAAUAUAGAUAUAUAGCUAUGCUUUUGGUUUUAUCUUCAGAGAAAUGAAAAUCAUCAAACAAACAAGAAAAACGAUACACUCUCUUUAAAGAAUUUGGGUACCAUCCAAAAGAAUUUUUGUUCACUUUCUUGGCUUUUGCUACUCCUAAACCAUUGUUUUCUUCCUUGUACUGACUGAAACUAAUUAAAACCUUUCAAACUUUGUGCUUUUGCUCUUCCUUGCUACCUUCCACCUCAACCCAUUACUAUAUAGCCUCUUUUCACUUUUUUUUCCCAAUAUGCAAAUGAUUCCCAAUGACCCUUUUUCACUAUCCACUUCACUUGGUGCCUUUACUCAAGAACAAAACACAAACCCUAACCCUAAACCUAAUACUCCUCCUGUCCCCAAGAAGAAGCGGAAUCUUCCCGGAACACCAGAUCCAGAUGCUGAGGUCAUUGCGCUUUCGCCGAAGACACUCAUGGCGACAAACAGAUUCAUCUGUGAAAUAUGCAACAAAGGUUUUCAAAGAGAUCAAAAUCUUCAACUUCACAGAAGAGGUCACAACCUUCCAUGGAAGCUUAGACAGAGAUCAAACAAAGAUGUUAUCAAGAAGAAAGUUUACAUCUGUCCAGAGAAGAGUUGCGUCCACCAUGAUCCUUCUAGAGCUCUUGGAGACCUCACUGGUAUAAAAAAGCACUUCAGUAGAAAGCACGGUGAGAAGAAGUGGAAAUGCGAAAAAUGUUCCAAGAAAUAUGCAGUCCAAUCUGAUUGGAAAGCUCACACAAAAACAUGUGGUACAAGAGAAUACAAAUGUGACUGUGGCACCCUCUUCUCAAGGAAGGAUAGUUUCAUUACACAUAGAGCUUUCUGUGAUGCAUUGGCAGAAGAGAGUGCAAGGAUAACUUCAGCUACGACAACCAAUCUAAAUUUCAAGAACGAAGAAAGUGAUGGUUCAAUGAUGGGUUCACAUUCACAUUUACAACAUGGUUUAUCACAUGGAAAUGGAAUGCUUCAAAAUAUAAGUGGAAUUCCGCAUCCACAAUUUGGUUCACAUGGAUUUCAUGUAGAUUUCAAUGGAAUUGGAAACAACAACUCUUUGAUCAUGGAGCAGCAACAAAGGCCGAGUUUAUCGCUUUGGUUAAACCAAGGGAACCCACAUCAUCAGAUUACUGAAAUGGGACUUUUUGGUUCUUCAGGUUUAUCUGAGAUUGUUCAAAUGGGAAAUGCUAGUAUUAAUAAUAAUGCCUUGAUUGGUUCUUCAUCAUCGAUGUUGUCUAGUUAUGGUGUUCCUGCUUCAAAUUCAACACCUGCAAAUCUUUCAUUAUCUUCACUUCCAAUAGGGAAAAGAGGAGAAAGUUCAACAAGUUCUGUUUAUAAUUCAGAUGGUCAAAAUAAGCAAUUAUCAAAGACUGUUUCUGCUACACCAAUGUCAGCUACUGCUCUUCUGCAAAAAGCAGCUCAAAUGGGCUCAACUAGAAGCACUUCUAAUAAUAAUAUUAACAACAAUGGUUCUAUUUUUAGUGCUAGUUUUGGUGUAAUGACAUCACCUUCUUCUUCAAAUAGUAGUUUUGAUCAGUUUUUGAUGCAUGGACAAGAAAGUGAACAAGGAAAGAUGAAUCUCUUGCAUCAUGGUGGUUCAAAUUCUAUGGAUCAAGUUCAACAUAGUAAUUUGACAAGAGAUUUUCUUGGUGUGAGUGGAACAAGUGGUGGUCCUCCUCAGUUUCUACCUCAGGAGCUAGCAAAAUUUGCUUCUUCCAUUCAAUUCACAGGAAACCAGUGAAAAGUUGAGGAGGGUUGUUUUGGGAAAUUCAUCAAAGUUUUAGUGUAGUAGUACUUGUUGUGAGGGGUGAAUGUGCUAAGAAGAGGGGGUGUGUAUGGGGGGACAGAGGGGCCCACACUGCAUGUAUUUGAAGAAUAGUGAAAAACACAAGUCAUGCAUGUUGUCCUAAAUAAUGGUUAAUGUUGUUUUAUUUUCUGUCUUAACCUUGUUAUCGUUUUUACUUUGGCUUCAUUUUCUUGAGACAAGUGAAGGGAUCGAUCAGGUUUAAAAUAAGUAGCUAUUUUACAAUUGUGUCACACCACUUUGUAGCUAUCAAAAUUCAUGCUUAAAUUCUCUAUAGCUAUUUUACAUUUGUGUCA